AUUAAACAAAAAUUAACCCAAACAUGUUAGGACAAAAGUGGCUUUCAACUGCUUUGAAUGCCAGAACCCAAGGAUCAGGCACUGAAGCAAUAGUUUUUGCUCAUGGUUAUGGAACAGACCAGUCUAUCUGGGACAAAAUCACUCCCUUCUUUGCUGAAAAUUACCAUGUUGUUUUGUUUGAUUGGCCUUUUUCUGGAGCUGUGAAAGAUGAGAGCCUCUAUGACCCAGUUAAGUACUCCUCCUAUGAAGCUUUUGCAGAUGACUUGAUCACUCUCAUGGAUCAGAUGGACCUCAAAGAUGUCACCUUUCUUGGUCAUUCUAUGUCUGGUAUCAUUGGUUGCUUAGCCUCUAUCAAAAGGCCUGAACUCUUUAAAAGGCUUAUUCUUCUUGGUGCUUCCCCAAGGUAUAUAAAUACAAAUGACUACGAGGGGGGCUUUACAAGCUCAGAUAUUGAGCAGUUAUUGGGGAACAUGGAGUCCAACUAUGAAAAAUGGGCUUCUUCCUUCUCAUUACUAGCAGCGGAUCCAAAUAAUGAACCCUCAGUGAACAAAGUCCAAGAGUGCUUCAAAAGGAUGAGAGCUGAAGUUGCAGUUUCCUUAGCAAAGACUGUGUUCUAUAGUGACUACAGAGAUAUACUCGAGAAAGUUGAAAUUCCAUGCACUAUCAUUCAGACCUCUAGUGACAUGGUCGUUCCACACAGUGCAGCACUUUACAUGGAGAAGAAAAUUAAAGGCAAAGUUACAAUGGAAGUUAUAGACACCAUUGGCCAUUUUCCUCAGCUAACUGCACACCUUCAGCUAGUUGAUGUGCUUAAGGGGGUUCUGGGCUUUAGCCUCACUCAAAUUUAGACAUGCCUUAGUUUGUAUGUUUUGUGUCCUUAGUUGUACCUCUUCUGAUUUAAUUUAUAGGCUCAUGUAGUUGUAUGUGAAUUAUAUGGUUUCUUGAUGAAUGAUAUGGAAAGAGUGUUGUAUCUUUU
Molecule: messenger RNA, 976 nt
Organism: Gastrolobium bilobum
Lineage: Eukaryota; Viridiplantae; Streptophyta; Magnoliopsida; Fabales; Fabaceae
Product: strigolactone esterase D14
Exons: 2
Coding region: 24-848 (274 amino acids)
Source: RefSeq, a predicted model, not a curated record